Molecule: messenger RNA, 995 nt
Organism: Trichomonas vaginalis G3
Lineage: Eukaryota; Parabasalia; Trichomonadida; Trichomonadidae
Product: kinase-related family
Exons: 1
Source: RefSeq, a predicted model, not a curated record
CUGAAGACAUAUAUGGAUAGCGAUGAGUAUAAAAAAGAAGUUGAAGCAAAUGUAAAGGCAGAAAAACUUUUACAGUUGCAAAACCAAACCGUACAGUAUGAAAACUUAGCACAAGAAAGUAAAAAUAACGACGCAGCCAUGCAAAAGGCAAUGAAAAGCGCAGAAUAUAUAAAAGCUAAUAAUGACUGGUUAGAUGCCCAAGCCAACGCCAAAGCAGCCCAACUUAUAGGGUCAAUAAGGACAAAAAUACAAGCGGAUGAAGACAGUUCAAAUGAAGCUUUAAUGAAUGCUGACUUUAAGAACGCCUUCGAAGCUCUUCAUAGUAAGGUGAAACUAGUGAACGACUUCUCAUCUGGAAAGAAACUGAAGUCUGAAGGUUUCGACAAAGAGUUAAGAGAAGUAGCACAAAAUAUGACGAAAAUAACAGAUGCAGCAACGAGACAGGCAGUUCAAAGUGCCUAUGACGCCGUUAGAGCAACUGUUGUGGAAAGUCAAGAAAAAGAGUUACAACAGACCAAAACAGACCUAGUAAAUGCUUUCUUAAGAACGAAAAGUCAGGUAGGACAUUAUGCUGCAGAUGGAACAUAUGUGCCAGCUGGUGGAACUUAUAUACCAGCUGGUGGAACUUAUAUACUAGCUAGUGGAACUUAUAUACCACCAAACCCUCCAAGAGAAGCACCUGCACCAGGACUACCUAAAACAUUUACAUCGUCACAUGGACACAGACACAGGCAUGCACCAAAACCAACACAACAACCAACAGUUCAAAAUCCAGCACACAACCAACAGUUCAAAACACUGCACCACAACCAACAGUUCAAAACACUGCACCACAACCAACAGUUCAAAACACUGCACCAACAACAACCACAAACAGAGCAAGGACAUAAAAGAAGUAGAGAACAAGGAAACCAAGAAUUCUUAAAAAUGCUUAAGGAAGACUAUGGUUACCCAGAUACUCUUGACUUUAGUGACAGAUAUAAAGAAGCUAUUAG